AUGAACGAUAUUCAACCAAUAAUCUGCAAGUUACGAACAAAGGAAGGAAAUAUUAUAGAAGUACGAAAUCCUGAAAUUGUUUCAAAAAUUGGGCUUAUUCGCAACUAUUUUGCUAUGGUUUGUUAGAAAUAGUAGAAACCAUUUUUAUUUUGAUUUUUCAGAAUAAUUCUGUGACCGUACCAGAAAUACCGGUACAAAACGUUAUUGUUGAAGACUUGAAAUUUGUAAGUUUCAUAAUUAUUCUCUAGAUAAUAUGUUUAUUUAGAUACUUCGUCACAUGGCGAAGAGACUAAAUCCCGAAAGUGAACAUGAAACGAAUCAGUUAGAUUUAUUCAACGAAUGUGCCAACUUGAGCAACACACGGUUUCUAUCAAUUAUUGAGGUAAGUAAAAAUCUAUCGCUGAGACAAACAUAUGUUACAUUAAAAUUUUAGACAACCAACUUUAUGGAAAUACCAGACAUGCUUCAAGAACUUUCAAAAAUUUGUGCUCAUCAGUUUCAGGUUUGUUUUCAAUGAAGUUAUACAAUAGUACAUAAAUUUUUUUCAGAAAAAAACUUCUGAUGAGAUCUCAGAAUACUUGAAUAUUGAAAAAGAUAUAAAUGGAAUCGAAUUGAACGAAAUUGAAAAGGAAAAUAAUUGGUUUCAUGUGAUCAAAGAAAUUGAAGAAUAA
This is a messenger RNA of Caenorhabditis angaria, 671 nucleotides long. Lineage: Eukaryota; Metazoa; Nematoda; Chromadorea; Rhabditida; Rhabditidae. The record is from the annotation of a GenBank genome assembly.